Molecule: messenger RNA, 1276 nt
Organism: Homarus americanus (American lobster)
Lineage: Eukaryota; Metazoa; Arthropoda; Malacostraca; Decapoda; Nephropidae
Exons: 6
Coding region: 232-849 (205 amino acids)
Source: RefSeq, a predicted model, not a curated record
UGUCAUACAGCAGGUAACAACAGCGAGAGGCAGACGCUCACUGUACGGUACUUGGGCGUUGAUAUUGUAGAGCUACCAUCACGUCGCGGUCACGAUCAACCUUCCUCUGCAUCACUGCUACCUACAUUCUGUCAUUCUCAUCACCAAAAGGCUAAUUUAAGUUCCCGCUUCCACGCAUGACGGAGGAGUGUGAACUUGGGUGAAGUUAUCACACUGCUUCGAGCACAUAAAAUGACUUACGCUCCCUCUCCCAGCAGCCAUGGGCUGUCCCGGUACGUAGACUGCAACUCAGCUCUCGCCCUACUUGGCUUCAUCCUCUUCGUUGACGUCUUGAGGGACAUAGUAGAAUACGUCACUGAGGAAAAGGAAGACGACGAGAGAAGAAAGAAGCGGUGGGCGGUAGGAGGUGGACGGUGGGCGGCAGGAGAUGGGCGGUGGACGGCAUACAGUGGGCAGCCGGAAUCAGACAUCCUGACGUUCAUCACCCAUGGCGGUGCAGACCAUCUCUACGACGCUCUGCCUGAUAUUAUUCUUCCGCUUAUGGAAGGAUGGCAGAAGGUAACGAGUGAUGAACGUCGUGCUGAGUGUCUAAAACAGAGUGUGUGUGAAGCUAACCGAGCCCUGGCCAAGGAGUAUGGGGCGGCGGGCAGGAUCUUUGCUACCCUGUUUACCAAGGUGUCGAGUCGUGCCUUGAGUGGUGGUGAUGAAGAGCUACUGAGGAUGGCGCAGACGGCGGCUAGAGAGGGUCGCCGAGGAUACCUGUGUGAAGCAGCCUUCCCCACCUGCCACAACGUCACCGCCGCCGACAGUAAUCGUGGUGGUGAACUCAACGCCAUCGAUGCUAGCUAGAGUCUAAAUCAACACUUUCGACGCCGUGUGGAGUUUCCCUCAACGCCGUCGACGCUGUCAGAGGUUACUAUUGCCUCGCGCUAACGUUCCAACACGCGCGUCAUCUAGAGUCUGCCAACUACAACCUCAACGCCACUACCCCCAAUCACAACCUCAACGCCACUACCCCCACUCCACAACCCCUGUACAAAUGACUAUACUGUAUAACCAGAUAAUUACACCCACACCCACACCCACACACACACACACACACACACACACACACACUGUAUCAUUUACUUGUAUAAAAACAUUAUCUUGUAUAGUUGAUUAUAAACACGAAUGUCUUAUAUAUAUAUUAUCUAUGCUGCAAUAAAAUAAUGACACACGCUCACUCAGGUGUCAACAGUGUGUAUGUCUCUCAAACAGUUAAACGUUAUACUAAUUA